UAGUUCGGAUGCCAAAAGUCUUUCCUUAGUUAGCAGAGACGGAAAGAAGAAUCCGGGGUAGUCUGGAAGAAACGGCAUGUAGUUUUACACAAAGCGUGUUACUUACAGUUUUAUUGCUCACAGUUUCUCUGCUCUGCUUCUUCACCUGGAAACUGCUUUCAGCGUCUAGCCGACUUCAUGUUCCUUCGCGGGUCAAAAAAGCGACGGUCCAACCGCUCGCAGGAGGAAGAGGAUCCAGACAGAGGCCAGCCCUGUAUGCGCUGCGGAGACCAGUGCCCUGGCUUCCGUGUCCAUGGCUGGAGGAAAAUCUGUGUACACUGCAAGUGUGUGCGAGAGGAGCAUGCUGUGCGCCCGGUGCCAGGGCAGCUGGAAAAGAUGAUGACAAAGCUAGUAUCUGAUUUCCAGAGACACUCCAUCUCUGAUGACGACUCAGGCUGUGCCUCCGAGGAGUAUGCAUGGGUUCCACCUGGUCUCAAGCCUGAACAGGUUUACCAGUAUUUUAGCUGCUUACCAGAGGACAGGGUGCCUUAUGUGAACAGUGCAGGAGAGAGAUACCGAAUCAAACAGCUGCUGCACCAGCUUCCAGCCCACGACAGUGAGCCGCAGUACUGCAACUCUCUGGAUGAAGAGGAGAAAAAGGAGCUGCGUCUGUUCAGUCAGCAGAGAAAAAGAGAAAACUUGGGCAGAGGUGUCGUAAGACUUUUCCCAGUAACUAUGACUGGAGCAAUCUGCCAGCAGUGUGGCAGACAGAUCUGCGGGGGAGAUAUAGCCGUGUUUGCCAGUCGGGCGGGACACGGCAGCUGUUGGCAUCCUCAGUGUUUCCAGUGUGCCUCCUGCAGCGAGCUGCUGGUCGAUCUAAUCUACUUCUACCAGGACGGACAGAUCUACUGCGGCCGGCACCAUGCUGAGAGGCUCAAGCCCCGCUGCCAGGCCUGUGAUGAGAUCAUUCUAGCAGAUGAAUGUACAGAGGCUGAAGGAAGAUACUGGCACAUGAAGCACUUCUGCUGUUUUGAAUGCGAGGCUGCUCUGGGCGGCCAGCGUUACAUCAUGAGAGAGAGUCGACCAUACUGCUGCUCCUGCUACGAGUCUCUGUACGCAGAGUACUGUGAUAACUGCGGGGAACACAUAGGUAUCGACCAGGGCCAGAUGACGUAUGAGGGUCAGCACUGGCACGCUGUGGACUCGUGUUUCUGCUGCGCUCGCUGUCAGCUACCUCUGCUGGGGCGUCCCUUCCUACCCCGCAGGGGGCUUAUCUUCUGCUCCAGGUCCUGCUCACUGGGAGAGGACCCCAAUAACUCGGAUUCCUGCGACUCUGCUCUGCAGACCAGAUCGCCUCACCAUAAUAGACGAUGUGGGACAGCAGAGAAACACCACAAGCUUCAAUGUGGUUCUCCACUGCAGCCACUAGAGGGCAUCAACCCCACUUUAACGCCCGCAAAAGAGUGCAUUCAUACUGCAGUGGAAAACAGAGGGGUCCACUGCACUGCUCCAGUUCAAAAUGGAGUGCCUUCAUCCAGUCAUCAUCCUCGUCAAAGAGGCUCCUACUCGCCUCUUCCACAUAUUCAUUUAGGGAAUGGCUUAGGUCCGUCUUGGCCCAGUGACCUUCCACAUUACAGUUUACUGCCAGGGGAUUGCAGUAUCAAACUUCCAGGCAGUGGUCCCCAGCCACAAGGGGAGCUAAAUGGAAGUACUGGACUAACUGGUCUUAAUUCAAGGGGAACGUCUACUGAAAUAGACUGUAGGACUUGGGUGGAAAAAACAAAUAAAGUUAUGCAAGCAAAUCCUCCUCAGAAAAACUCUCAUGUGAACCAACUCAUUUCACCUGACUCACCUCCUCUUCCUCCAGACAACCCCUCCAUCCUCCCACCUCCCCUGCCCGUUAAGUCUCGUGACUUGAUGCCCCGAGAUUCACCCUCGCCGAACCUCCCCACCCCAGAGGACAGACCCUCUGACUCUCCACCCCCGCUGACUCGUAGCAGCACAGCUAGAGUCAGCUUCAGAGAGCCAAUCAGCAGCAGCUACUCUGUGGAUGAGGAUGAAGAUGACGAUGAGAAUGAGAAUGAGGAGGGGCUGCAAGAGGCUGAGGAGAACCAGGAAGAUGAAGAUAAGGGGGAAGGAGGUUUUGGAAACAGGUUGCAUCUACAGAAAGGUAUCUCCCCGCACAUGGAUCUGCUGGACGGAUCCUCGUACCAGCAGCGCCAUAUGAGACGAGGUUGGGGUCGUUGCCACGUCCCUUCAGACCCCGCUCUACACCCGGGGUCAGAGAGGCGCUCUCGGCGUCCGCGACCAGACAGGCCCAGGCUGGACUCCCUGGACUGGAGGGGCGAGAAAGACAGAGAGAGCCGAGGCUCCUCCGGCGCCUCCUCUCUUACUCUCCAGCCGGGCCAGUACAAACACGAGGACUCCUGUUCUACCUGCUCUUCAUCCUCAGACUCAGAGGAAGAGGGCUACUUCCUGGGACAGCCCAUUCCUCUGCCCCCACAACUUCGAAAGCAGCAAUCUGAGGACGGGAAAGACAGGGGAGGAGAAGAGGGGAAGGAGCUGCAGAGGGACUUUGGCCUGAGGGGCAGCAUAAGGCGGAGAAGAGCUCACAGCCUGGGUGCAAAGGACAAAGAUAAAAACUGUGCUAUCUCCUAACCGCAAACCGCUAGCCACAUAAAAACACAGCAGACUUUUUUUUUUUUUUUAAAUUAUGGUGCACAAGAAACACUAAUGACCAUCAUCACGCUGGUGUUUAUCAGGUUGAUGACAGUGACAUAAUGUCAGAUCUAAAACAUAUGUUUUGACUUUUCCAAAGGUGAACCACAGCCAUUGUUCCUGACUUAGCAAAGGGAAGCAAAAUAAACCUCAGAGAGGCCUCCUGCUCAUGAUGCUGUCGUCUCACUUUAAGGUGUUCCAGUGUGGAAAAUGAUGUGCUCGGUGUAUGACUCGUGAGCAGUGAUGAAUGUGGAGUCAUUAUUUGUUAUGAAGACUCACACCUUUGUAAGUUUGAACUAAACUGUUUGACAUUACCAUAACAAACAGUAACACAUGUAACCUGGGGCCCGUUUCACAUAGAUAGGCAGUCACUGUAGUUUAAAUGUGCCUAAUUCAGACAGCAUAAAUUCUUUCAUGUGCAAGGAUAUCACAGUAGGGCUAAUGUGUUGCGUAUGUAUAUAUAGAUUAAUUUCAAAUGAAAAACAUGCAUGUAUCUGAGGAGCCAUCUACCUGCAGAAAGUGUUUUCUGGAAAAAAUAGAAGAUAAAAAGGACAUUUACUAUGCAGACAACACACAAGUCAAGCUCAGGAUAAAAGCAUCAUCUCAAGGUGUUUUCUAUUGUAAAGACCCCACAAUAAUAGAGAGAGCUAACCCCAGUAGAUUCCCCUGUGAGCAGGCACUUGACAACAGUGAGGAGGACGAAACCUCCAGGAGAACCAGGAUCAGGGUGGAGCAGCUAUCUGCCUCAACCAGUUUGAGGUGUGAGAGGAAAGAAGAGUGUAGAGAGAUGAGGAACAACAAACAGUAGAAAACACAAACAGAGCAUAGUUAAAAAUUAAUGGCAUGCAAUAAUGGCUUCUAAACUCAUGAGGAAUGAAGGAGGGAGUGAAAAACCACUGAUAAUAUCAUGGAAAGUACCUGAGGAAAGGUUCAGGGUUAUUAACGUAACUAUAAAUGUAGAGAGGGCGUCUGUCUCCUGAACCCAAGCUGGGAGCUGGUUUCACAGGUCAAGGGGGGGUGACAACUGAAGGCUCUGCCUCCCAUUCUACUUUUGGAAACUCUGAUGAUGUCGUUAAGAUGUGAUGGAGCCUGAUCACUCAUGUCUGCGGAGACAGAUUUUAAGAUCAGAUCUGAAUUUUACAGAGAAGAUAAAGAAGAGCGAAAGAGAGAAAUGCAAUCUCUCCUUCUAUUCCAUUUUAGUACUCCCUUAUGCAACUUUCCACCCCCCCCACCCCCCACUUAUCAUGGGCCAUCUUGUCCUUCCUGUUGUGAAGAAUAGGGUAUAAUCACAAACACGGAAAGCCCUCCUGCCCUCCUGAGGAAAUAUUUUACGCCCCCUUUUUGUUAGUUGGCACCACUCUACAUCAAGCGUCGUUACUGUUGUCCCAGACUGAGUUAGUCUGGAGUUCGCAGGGUUAAAAAUUUAGAUUUAAAUUAACUGGCUUAAUCAAACUGGCUUAAGAGCAAAGUUAAGAUUGCAGACCAGUCAAAAAUAUCUCUGAGAAACCGGCUCCAGCACAUUCCUCCUUCACAUUUUGUAAAAAGAAUAUAUUUUUGUGUCUAACUUUACUGUAACAACUUUUCUGUGCUCUUACGUGCAAUCGCUAUGUGGCUGUAAUAUAUUACAGUUAUAGAUACUGAAUGGCCAAAUAGUGUUGGGGUGAAGUUUGAUGACUUCAGCAAACUGUGGUUGUUUCACACUUUGUGUGAAUAUUAGAGAUCAGUUUUCUUUUUCUUUUUUGUAUAGUUCAAAUGAAAUACUGCAAACUCUGUAAACAUUCUUCAAGUCUGUAAUCAUUCGUGACUUAAAGGUUGUUUAUUUCUAUAUACUUGGUGUAGGUCACUGUUAUUGCUGGUCUGAUUUGGGGUAAAAGCAAGAAGCUGUAAUACACUUAUGUUUCUCUGACUGUAUGGUGUAUAUAUGAGUAAAUGCGCCUAACUUGUUUAUCUA
Messenger RNA from Archocentrus centrarchus (flier cichlid), 4648 nucleotides. It is a transcript of the gene prickle3, whose product is annotated as prickle homolog 3. The record is from RefSeq and is a predicted model, not a curated record. The coding region runs from base 178 to 2637 and encodes 819 amino acids. The transcript has 11 exons. Gene Ontology annotation, molecular function: zinc ion binding. Lineage: Eukaryota; Metazoa; Chordata; Actinopteri; Cichliformes; Cichlidae.